AUGACGGAUGAGCUAUGCUGCCGGAGAGGGAAGGAACGUCGGAAAAUGGGUGAAUGCGCCGGAGAAGGGACGAGCAACGAGAGGGUUUUGGGUGGCGUUCACAGAAGACAAAAGGUGGGAAGACAGAAGCGAGGAGUCGAUAUAAAGGAAAGCUGUGACGGUGAUGGUGAUGGUGGUGGUAGUGGUGGUGGUGAUGGUGAUAGUGAUGGUGAUGGUGAUAGCGGUGAUGGUGAUGGUGAUGGUGAUCGUGAUCGUGAUCAUGUUGGUGGUGAUGGUGGUGGUGGUGAUGGUCAUGGUCAUGGUGAUGGUGGUGGUGGUGAUGGUGGUUGUGGUGAUGGUGAUGGUGAUCGUGAUCAUGAUGGUGGUGAUGGUGGUGGUGGUGAUGGUCAUGGUCAUAGUGAUGGUGGUUGUGGUGAUGGUGAUGGUGAUGGUGAUUGUGGUGAUGGUGGUGAUGGUGAUGGUGAUGGUAAUGGUGAUGGUGAUGGUGAUGGUGAUAAUGAUGAUGAUGGUGGUGGUAGUGAUGGUGGUGAUGAUGAUGGUGGUGAUGAUGAUGGUAGUGUGAUGGUGAUGAUGAUGAUGAUGAUGGUUGUGGUGGUGAUGAUGAUGGUGGUGGUGGUGAUGAUGAUGGUGAUGGUGAUGAUGGUGAUGGUGAUGGUGAUGGUGAUGAUGGUGGUGAUGGUGGUGGUGGUGGUGGUGAUUGUGAUGGUGGUGGUGGUGGUGGUGAUUGUGAUGGUGGUGAUGGUGGUGGUGGUGGUGAUGGUGAUGGUAAUGGUAGUGGGGAUCAUGGUGAUGGUGGUGUUGAUGGUGAUGGUGGUGAUGAUGAUGGUGAUGGUGAUGGUGAUGGUGAUGGUGAUGAUGGUGAUGGGUUUUAUUUCAGAUCCAAAACAAGAACAUACCUACCUUCAACUUUUAGAUUUGGGUUUUAUUUCAUAUAAAAAACAAGAACGAAGAACACCCAUUGUGGAUUUGGAUUUGGGAUGUUGGAUGGUGGUGGAUCACGACAGGGGGGGCGAGGAGCUGCCACAGUUGACUGUGGUGGCUCUCUUCGUCGGAGAAGUACGAAACGAGGGAGGCAGACGAGUUGGAGAUGAAAGGGAGAUCGAGGAAAGGAUUCUGAAUGAUGAUGGUGAUGAUGAUAAUGAUGGUGGUGGUGAUGAUGAUGAUGGUGGUGGUCGUGGUGAUGAUGAUGAUGGUGGUGGUGGAGGUGGUGAUGAUGAUGGUGAUGAUGAUGUUAAUGAUGAUGAUGGUGAUGAUGGUGGUGGUGGUGGUGAUGAUGAUGGUGAGGAUGUUGGUGAUGAUGAUGUUGAUGGUGAUGAUGGUGGUGAUGAUGAUGGUGGUGGUGGUGAUGAUGAUGAUGAAAAUGAUAAUGAGGGUGGUGAUGGUGAUGGUGAUGGUGAUGAUGAUGGCGAUGGUGAUGGUGAUGGUGAUGGUGAUGAUGUUUAUGAUGGUGAUGGUGAUGAUGAUGAUGAUGGUGAUGGUGAUGGUGGUGAUGAUGGUGGUGGUGAUGAUGAUGGUGAUGGUGAUGCUCAUGAUGAUGAUGAUGAUGGUGGUGGUGGUGGUGGUGAUGAUGAUGAUGAUGAUGAUGGUGAUGGUGAUGGUGAUGAAGAUGAUGGUGAUGCUGGUGAUCAUCAUCAUCAUGUAGGCGAACCUCCAUGGCCACAAGGGCUGAGUGGUGCUAGGAUUUGA
Messenger RNA from Lactuca saligna, 1686 nucleotides. The record is from the annotation of a GenBank genome assembly. Lineage: Eukaryota; Viridiplantae; Streptophyta; Magnoliopsida; Asterales; Asteraceae.